Silurus meridionalis is the source of this 3791-nucleotide messenger RNA. RefSeq lists its product as uncharacterized. Bases 336 to 3791 code for a protein of 1151 amino acids. Lineage: Eukaryota; Metazoa; Chordata; Actinopteri; Siluriformes; Siluridae. The transcript is spliced from 18 exons. The record is from RefSeq and is a predicted model, not a curated record.
GCAUGCUCUGAGCGUCAGUUUCACAAAUCAGUUCAUUCCACCUGUGCGCACCGGUAAAAAAGGAAAAGACGGACUCUGCUCUUUCAUUCUAACGGAUUUCAGAGCGUUAGAAGAAGCAGGAUUAAGCUUUUACACCUGAAACUUGGUGUCUACUCUAAUUUUCUUUAUUUCUUCUCCUGUUUUGGUUGCUGCUCACAUGGAGACUGCAUUCUGCUAGAAUUGACCUGCAACAUGCUCUGUUUCUCACAGCUGCUUCUACAUACAAUAACCAGCAACCAGUUUUGAACAACAAGCUUUAACACCUCAGAUCCAACUCAGCGGUCUUCCUCUCACUGAUGGCUGGAUUCUUCCAGCAAUUACGACUCCUUCUUUGGAAAAAUGGCCUGGGAGUCAUCAGGCAGCCGGGCUGGUCUCUGGUUCUCCUCAUCUGGCCUGUAGUCAUCUUCAUCAUCCUAGCAAUCACCCGCUCACAAUUUCCUCCAGUACUCAAAGACACAUGCUAUGUGGCCCCGAGGAACCUCCCAAGCGCAGGGUUCUUCCCUUUCUUACAGACUCUCAUGUGUAACACUGACAGCACCUGCUCCAAUAAAUCCUACCUCCAGGACUCCAAAAGUCUUCGGCAACGCAGGGACUUAAGAUCACAGAGUUCUCCAUUAUUACCAUUAUUUCAUCAUGGUUUGCCCCAUUUACCCAAACUGGAGAAGUUUGGUUUGGUCCACAGGAUCAUGAAGAGAGACACUUCGAACCAGACACAGAUCCCUCAGCAGUGGGAUACAUGGCUGAAUUCCAGCGUUCAGGCCUCACAAAACCUCACUAUGUCCAUCUUGGAUGCCAUAAACAACACCUUAAUGCUUGACCAGGACGUCUUGAGCUCCAUCCUGUACUCCACGGACACCCUGAAAACGAUAUUCUGCGACAUUUCCAUGUCUAAACUGUCUACCAGCAAUCAGCUCACCUCGGCGUUGACGCAUUUCUGCACCUCCAACGACACGGCGCUGGAAGUUUCCCUCUCCUCGCUGAACCAGUUAAUGGCACAGAUGGUCCUCCAAGAUCCAAUAAAAUUCAUCGAGGCGAUGGAAAUAUCUGUGGAAACGAUGGACCAGCUACAGACACAAUCUCCAGUCUGGGACUUCCUCCUAGGGUUGCCAGAUAUAUUCCUGAAAUCCACCAAUCAGGGAAGGAUCAUGGUUCUAGCUGAGAAACUUAAGGGGAUGAAACAGGCCCUGAACUCAAUCCAGGGCAGCUUCCAGCAGGCUAACAGUUCCAUGGACACGCUGUAUCCCGUCAUCGAUGAAAGCAUUGAGCUCCUUAACUACCUCCACACCUGGGAAGGCAGAAAUGUAAACAUCUCCCUGGCUGCUGUGCUGGUCCCGUACAACAUGUCUGAAAUCAGCUCUGAAAUGGUCACAAUUAUCCAAGAUCUGCAGGUUCCUCUGGAUAAGGUUCUGGUAUUGUUCAAUCUGAGCGCCUUUUCUGAGUUUGUAUGCACCAGCAGGUUGUUCUGUGACAGCUCGCAGCUCGAUGCCAUCUAUGGACUAAUUGACCAUGAGAAAGUUGCUCUGCAGGUGCUGUUGGCCUGGAGUCAGUCUGCAACUUCUCCACAGGAUCUUGCCUUCACGAAAGAUUUUUUGGGAAAAUUCUUUGGUGGCGUUUUUCUGGGGGAAUCAAAUACAGGCUCCGAGAACAGCGCCGGCCAGCCGGAGACAAUGCAGGAGCAAAUCUUCCUAAGCAUUGGUAAUGCAGUGAUGGGCGUACUGAGUGGAACACCAAGCUGGGAUUACCUUCAAAACCUCUUGAUGGGAACUCAUUCCUCCAUGCAGUUUGCCACAGCAGUACUAGACACACAGCAGGACUAUAUCCAACCCCUGCUGCAAAAUCGAUACAAUCUCCAGUCAACCAUUGUGUCUCUCAUACAGAAUGAAAUCGCAGAGGGUAAUGAGACACGUUGGUUGGAUGUGGGACAAAAGCUCAAUCACUUAUCCAGUGUAUUUAAUGGCACUUUGGUGUACAGUGUCACCCCCACUAUGAUCCUGGCUGAAUGGCACAGGUUACACAGCACUGCGCUACAGUACAGUGACUCUUUCAAGGACAUUGUUGCGCUCAUCCAAGACACACUUUUCAAUCAAAUCCCACACAACUCAACCAUCGACUGGUCUGAGAUCCUUCUAAACAGUAGUUUUGAGGAGUUCGCAAUGAUAGGGUCAGUACUUCAGAACAGCAGUCAGUGGUCGACCAUGGAGCCGUACUUCCAAGUAGCAUACUGGGUCAUGACCUUUGAACCUAAUAUCACCGGACCACCAAAUUGUACUUUCACCCCAAAUGAUACUAUCUGUAACACUGUAUUUACAUGGGAGGAAUUUGUUCCAAUGGUUGGAUCUUUAAUCCAGGAAAUCAAAAAGAAUCCAGCUGCCCUUCUGAGGCUUAUCCAGGGAGCAGCAUUCCUACUGAAAGGCAUCAUAACAGACACCUACAUGAGUCAUCUACCGGAAUUUCUUAAUAACACCGGGCAUUUUUUUGCUGAUGGGUCACCAAAUAACAUUUCAUCGAACCUCACUGAUUUGGUCAACCAGAACCUACAGCUUCUCUUGAAUAACCCACCAACUAAUGAGCUAGAUGAAGACACCUUGCUUGCCAUGUUGGGUGACACAUUGAAAACCUUUGGCCUGGGAGAGUUGGGGAUUCUCUGGUCGGGGAGCUUGAACUACAGUCAACCCAAGUCAGUGGUUAUGAACAUUCUCCAUAUGAUGAGUUCAGCAUCUGAUCAGAUGUUUCACAAUAAGGGACAAUUUGCCAUCAUUUGCAAUAUCUUGCAAGAACUUGAAGAACGUUUGGCUCCUAAACAGCAGAUACAACUUGAAGGUGUUUUCAACCAUACAAAUGCUCUGUUUGAAGACUUAGCAUUGUGUGCAGCAAGUGGUCAGGACUGCCUCUCUGAUGUUUCACACCUUUUUCAGAUGCUUUCUUUGCUUGAAGAGUUGAAAGCAGUGGGAGACGUUGCCAAUUUUACCAUGAUGCCCAUCAAAAGCAAUAUGACCUUCUCUGUUGCAUUGCAUUUGUUUUACCUUCUUCUACCCCGAAACAUAUCAGAAUAUUCUGCAUAUUCAAUGGACAAUGUCAGUGAGAUUAUUAAUCUUCUUGAGCAGUUAUAUAACUCCCACAAUAUCAGCCUUCAAAACAUUUUAGAAGAGCUUCAAGCCUUAAAUUUCACAGUGUCAGAUCUAGAACAAUUUGAACACCUAUUAGAAAAUGUUUCCCUGCCUCUGCUACUUUCAAAGCUUAUGGAGCUUGUAAACAUCUCAUACUGCAUGAACCCAGUAUCUUAUAUAAAUUCCACAGUGCCAAAAUGUACCAUGCAGGUUAUUGAGGGGUUAACUGGUUUCCUUCAGGCCAUACCUAUGUUGGAAGACUUCCAUGAGGAUGCUUCAUCUUUUCUAAAUAUGGCGUUGGAUCAUGUAAUGGAGUUAAGUAACAUUUCUAGCCUACAGAGUGAUCUGCCUGUGUCUGGGGUCUUGAACUCGACUCAUGUCAACUCUGUAAUUAUGUAUAUUCUCAAUAUGUUAAGGCCGGAAUCCAUUCAGAUGUUUCAAACUAAGGGACACUUUGCAGUCCUGUGUAAGAUCUUGCAAGAACUUGGAGAACGUAUGGCUCCUGAGCAACAGAUACAACUUGAAGGUGUUUUCAACCAUUCAAAUGCAUUGUUUGAAGACUUAGCAUUGUGUACAGCAAGUGGUCAGGACUGUCUUUCUGAUGUUUCACACCUUUUCAGAUGCUUUCUUUGCUUGAAGAGUUGA